GCAGCUCUCAACACCAAACAGCUCUAGACGCGGCAGAUACCCAUGAUAGCACACCAUACUUCAUACUGCAUGUGAUCAACAGCGCCAUGGAAAAGUAUCUUCGCGAGUGGCGGCAAGACGCCAUCAACAAGCACCAGUACGACACGGCCAUCUUCGUCGCCGACAAGCUGCUUCACUUCACCAAGGACGACCAGGACGCCUUCUGGCUCGCACAGGCUCACUUCAGCACGGGCAACUACAGCCGCACGCAAGCACUGCUCGCCCGCGGGAACCUCGCUGAGCGCAAUCCGCAAUGUCGAUACCUCUCGGCCCACUGCUCCAUCAAGCUGGGCAGGAUAGAAGAGGCGCUUCAGAUCUUAGGCGACAAGAACCCCACCCACCUGAUCUCUGCGCCGGGCAGUGCACGGCAGAAGCUGCGCCAUGUCGACGUCAACUCACGCGUGGGCGCACGGCACAACAAGGCGGGCGGGCGCACAGAGCGACACCCCACCAGCGAAGAGCGUGACCGCGAGGACGUCAACAACAUCAAGUCGGAGGCGGGCAUGUGCUACUUGCGGGGUGUCUGCUAUGCACGCCAGAACUCCUUCGACCGCGCCAAGGAAUGCUACAAGACGGCCGUCCAGAUCGAUGUGCAGUGCUACGAGGCCUUCCAGGCUCUCAUGACCAACUCGCUCAUGUCACCUGAUGAAGAGUGGAAGUUCCUCGAGUCGCUCGACUUCGACACCAUCAACGUCUCCAACAACCCCUCCCUCUCGCAAGAAGCCGCCCACUUCACCAAAAUCCUCUACAUCACCCGCCUCUCCAAGUACUCAAAGCCGGAAGAGUUCGCAAAUGCAACAGAGACACUCAGCACCCACUAUAACCUCGGCAACAAUGCGGACAUCCUCCUCGCAAAGGCAGACCUCAUGUACACCCACUGCCGAUUCCGCGAAGCCCUGGCACUGACCUCUUCCGUCCUCGAUACCGACAAAUACAACUUCAACAUCCUGCCCGUCCACCUCGCCUCGCUACAUGAACUCCGUGAGACCAGCACCUUGUACCUGCUCGCCCAUGACCUGGCAGAUACCAACCCCACAGAGCCCUGCUCUUGGCUUGCAGUCGGCGUUUACUACCUUGCCACCAACCGCAUUGCAGAAGCACGUCGCUACUUCUCCAAAGCCUCAAUGAUGGACCCGCACUUCGGACCUGCGUGGAUAGGCUUCGCGCACACGUUCGCCGCAGAGGGGGAGCACGAUCAAGCCAUCUCGGCCUACUCAACCGCGGCGAGAUUAUUCCAGGGCACCCACCUCCCACAGCUCUUCCUCGGCAUGCAAAACCUCCAACUCAACAACCUAUCUCUCGCACGGGAAUACCUCAAAACCGCCUACGCCCUCUGCCAGUCGGACCCGCUCCUCCUCAACGAAAUGGGCGUCGUCUUCUUCCACGAAGCCCAGCUGCUAGAAGCCAUAUCCAUGUUCCGCCGCGCCCUCACCUUCUCGGAGAGCAACAAAGCCGAGCCCGAAACCCUCCUGCCCAUGCGCCUCAACCUCGCCCACUCCCUACGACGCGCCGGCCAACUCGACGAAGCGCUCGCCACAUUCGAAGAAGUCCUGCGCCACGGCGUCAAGGACCCAGGCGUCUUCUCCGCAAAGGGCCUCGUCCUCCUCGAGCUAGGCCGCAGCUGGGACGCCGUCACCGUCCUGCACGAAGCCCUCGCUGUCGCGCCCCAGGACCCCCUCGCCACUGAUCUGCUCAAUAAGGCUCUUGAAGCAAACGAGACGGAUAGUGGCGUCGAUAUGGGCGGUCAGUCGUGGACUGCGGGGCGUAUUAUCGGCGACGCGGAUGAGCAUGGCCAUGCGCUUUUGCAUGCUGGUAACGAGGACGAUGAGUUCGACGACCUCGACCGCAAGAUGAACGGCCGUCUGCGCGAGAUUGAACAGAAUCGCGUUGCGGGUAGGAGGGGUGCGAGAAGGCGCAGAAUUGGUGAUGGCAGGCCCGAUGAUUCGGGUAUGCUCGGCGAAGGCGAUAGCAUGAUGCUUGAUGAAAGGGCGUAGUAUCCUGCUUUUGACGCUUAUGCUUGAUUGCAUGCAUGGGAUUACGGUGUGGAGUUGGGAGCCGCAAGGUGGGAAAAUGUGGUGUGGGUGCGUGUAGGCGUCUUUCUUUUCUUUCUCUUUCUGUUUUUUUGCAUAAGGCAUUCUUGGGUGUGAUUGCAUAGCGUGGCGUCUGGGGUGCUGCGUCCUUGAUUGCUUCUGGCCAUUCUUCCGUCUGCGUAUCCAUUCAUACAUGUGUAUAUGUGUAUAACUACGCUCAGGCGGGCUUUACAUCACAUCACAUCAUACAGAACUAGACUAUGCUAUAUCAUACCUCUUGCCUGCUGGGUAGCGCGCUUCUAUGUUCAGAGGCUCUAGAAAUAUCCAUGUGUCGACC
Dothidotthia symphoricarpi CBS 119687 is the source of this 2406-nucleotide messenger RNA. Its product is annotated as anaphase-promoting complex subunit Cut9. Gene Ontology annotation, molecular function: protein binding. The transcript has 2 exons. Lineage: Eukaryota; Fungi; Ascomycota; Dothideomycetes; Pleosporales; Dothidotthiaceae. Bases 87 to 2033 code for a protein of 648 amino acids. Gene Ontology annotation, biological process: cell division. The record is from RefSeq and is a predicted model, not a curated record.